Sardina pilchardus (European sardine) is the source of this 3405-nucleotide messenger RNA. RefSeq names its product GLIS family zinc finger 3 (gene glis3). The record is from RefSeq and is a predicted model, not a curated record. The transcript has 11 exons. Gene Ontology annotation, biological process: regulation of transcription by RNA polymerase II. The coding region runs from base 233 to 2914 and encodes 893 amino acids. Gene Ontology annotation, cellular component: nucleus. Gene Ontology annotation, molecular function: RNA polymerase II cis-regulatory region sequence-specific DNA binding; DNA-binding transcription factor activity, RNA polymerase II-specific. NCBI's taxonomy places the organism in Eukaryota, Metazoa, Chordata, Actinopteri, Clupeiformes, Clupeidae.
GUGGCAUACCAACACUUCAGAAGACCGGUGAGAGGCGCCGUUGACAAGUCACUGGUUGGGAUCAGUAGUGUUGCUUGGGUUCACUACGAGUUUGGAUUGUAAACUUUGGAGACUGAGAGUGCGAAUGUGAUGGAUCAUGAAAGAGUUCUGACAAGACUUCAGUGAAAGACCUCCCCUCAUCUGAUCUACUCCAGAAAGGGAUGUCAUUCUAAUCAGCCCAGCUGUGGGAGACAUGAACGGGAGAGCCUGCAACCUUAUGGUCUCCCCCUCCAACCUUCCACAUGCCUUGGGUGCACUCACUGGUCAACAGCUGCCCCCCGGAGGGGUCCAGAGUCACCCAUCCUGCUCGAGCGCCCUCCACCACCCUUCUGGUCCAGGUAUGGGAGUCCAGUCUCAGACACUCGGAGGUCCGGUCCUGUUUCCCAGCCUCAGUCUUCGCCGACAGGUGCUGACGAAUGGGAAGAGUCAUGACAUCCUCAGCUUUCCGCAAUCGUCGUGGAAACAGGCAUCAUCCCUGUCUCUUCCACCUGCAACCUCCAUCUCCUCCUCAAAACAGGGGGCCAGAGCGAAAUGUCUAGAGAGUGGUGGGAAAGGCUAUUUACCACAGGGGAAUGUCAACAAACACCCCACCAAUAUAAACCUGCAGGUGACCAAUAACACCAUGGUCGUUCAGAGUCUGGGGCUCCCCUCACAUCAGCCUGACCACAGCACUGGGCCCUCGGUCCUCUCCCAUUCUGUGGGUCUGGUCGUGCCUUUUACAGAUACCAGGUCUUUGCUGUCGAGGGAAUCUCUUGCCUCAACAACUCUCAGCAUUCCCGACACGCUGUCGAUCCGGAGUGGCCGCCAGGAGUGGCCCUAUGGGUACAGAGUGCUGCCCCCUCUGUGCUCGCAGCCGUUCUCCAACACGAUCGGAGAGGAGGGCCCGGAGACGCUCGGCCUCCCGCCUGGCACAGCCAUGUCUGGGGCCACCAGCGUCUCCAACUCGGCCUCCUUGCCCGCGUACCUGUUCGGUGGCGGCGUUGACGCCAGCAGCCCCCGCCUUCCCGCCCGCGCCAAGAAGCGGGCGCUGUCCAUGUCGCCGAUGUCGGACGGCAUCGGCAUCGACCUGAACUCGGUCAUCCGCACCUCGCCCACGUCGCUGGUGGCGUACAUCAACGGCUCGCGGAGCUCGCCGGCGUCCCACCUGCUGGGGGCAGGGGCAGGGGCAGUGAUGGCGUCGCCCCAGCAGUCUGAGGUGUGCGGCCACUUCCUGGGGGUGAAGGGCAGCUGCAUCCCCAGUCCCAGACUCAGCGCCACGUUGGCGGUGACCGUCACCACCGACCACCACUCUGACCCCGACUGUGCACGCAUGCAGCGGCUGGAGCAGAUGGGCUCCUUGGAGGGCCAGCUCGCCAACAUGGUGGUGGGACCGCAACAGCAGCAGCUGCAGCUGCCCACUGAAGGUCUCUCCAUGGACAGAGGCAUGGAGGGACAGCAUGGCGGAGAUGACUGUGGACAUCGAUCUCUACAGCUGCAGCUAGAGCUGGCUACGAUUAUCCACACUCCCAGCCCUCCACGAGGGCCUCCUCCUCCUUACCACUCCCACAAGCACCUGCCCAUCCUGGGGCAUCCUCGAGAGCCUGAGGACCCCUUGGGGCUGUAUGGUGAGGAGAGCCUUAGCCCCAGCAGCUUUCCCAAAGCGUCGUGCCCCUUAGUGGAAGACGAGGAUGGGGAGCAGGAGGACUUCAGCGGAGGCUACUGUUGCCGCUGGGUGGACUGUAGCGCCACCUACAGCCAGCGAGAGGAACUGGUGAAGCACAUCGAGAAGCUUCAUGUGGACCAGCGCAAGGGAGAGGACUUCACCUGCUACUGGGCGGGAUGCCCGCGCAGACAGAAGCCUUUCAACGCCCGCUACAAGUUGCUCAUCCACAUGAGGGUCCACUCAGGGGAGAAGCCCAACAAGUGCACGUUUGAGGGCUGUCAGAAGGCUUUCUCCCGCCUGGAGAACCUGAAGAUUCACCUGCGCAGCCACACGGGGGAGAAGCCCUACGUGUGCCAACACCCCGGCUGCCACAAGGCCUUCAGCAACUCCAGCGACCGCGCCAAACACCAGCGCACGCACCUCGACACUAAGCCGUACGGAUGCCAGGUGCAGGGCUGCUCGAAGCGUUACACAGACCCAAGCUCUCUACGCAAACACGUGAAGUCACACUCCAGCAAGGAGCAGCAGGCGAGGAAAAAGUUAAGACAAAGCACAGAUUUGAGCCAGGAUGGACUAUCAGAAUGCUUGACGAUCCAGCCUCUACAAGCUUGUCUCUCCCCCAUGGAUAUAAUUGACAGGCUGUGCCAAUCUCCUGACCCACCAAAGGACUUGUACUCUGGUGUGUUCUCACCGAACCGGUCCAGCAGCAACGCGUCUGCCCCACUGCCUCGCCCAGCCCAGGGCAGCCCACGCGCACCCGUCCUGGCCCCUCUGCACGACUCCUGCAGAUUUGCAGCACCCUCACCUCAUCACCUGCCGGCUCCACAUCCCUCCUGCAGCACAGGUGUUCUCCAGAGGACCCGCCGACCUCAGCCUCACCUGGCGCCUCCAGACACUCACCUCCCAGAUCACCUGCGAGGUUUCCCCAGCCACAUCCAUAUGGCAAGUGCCCCAUCAUACGAUGACUCACUGCAGACCACGGGGCUGGCCGCGGCCUGUUCCAUCAUGCAGACGCAGGCUUGUGAGGGCACCCUGCCCAUCCCCACCACCUCCCAGUCUGAUCUGGACCUGGUGCACAGAGCUCUUUCAGGGAUCACGGUGUAUGACAUCCAUGGCAUGCCACAGGACUUCCUUACUGACCCUGAACUGCAGGGAUCCGACGGUAGCUACCUACACAUCGGUGGCAUGGAGCGCUGUCCCAGCCAACUAUCCUGUAUCUAUACUGAGGGAUGAUCUUCCAACUCUACAGCCUUUGCUAUGGAACCUCACCUGCCACAAGAGUGCAUCAGCAGCAGAACUUAAAUGAUUGUUUAAUACAUUCCGAUUAACAGCUUAGAUUUUAUGCACUAAAAUGUUUAUGUUGAUGCACUAUUCUGAAUCCAUUUGAAUGCUCAUUUUUAAGCCACUAGAAAAUAACAGAAUGUCGAGUCUGCACUGGAAUCCUUAUCCAGCUUGUUGCACACUUUGUCUUUUAACUCUUAACAACCUGGUACUAACCACCACAGAGUGCCUUAUAAACAACCUUUGCCACAUUGAUGCCUUUAUAUAAAACUGUUUGAAUCUGUACAAAACAUUGUGCUGGUUUGAAUUUCAUGUAUGUUAUCCACAAUAUCAUUGGGGCCAUUGUUAUCGUCCGAUAAACACUAAAAUAACGACACAUCCUAUGAGGUUUCAGGGAACCUUCAUUAGAAACCUGCUCAAAUAGGAUGAUAUUUACAUCUUUA